AUGGCUUCUGUAUACAAAUCGCUGUCGAAAUCAGAGAACUCCGGUUCCAAGGAGGAUGCGCUGUCCACCGGGCCCAAGAACCGUCAAAGAGUUCUGAUCUUGUCGUCGCGCGGUAUCACCUACCGUCACCGCCAUCUUCUCAAUGACCUCUACUCCCUCCUCCCUCACAGUCGCAAAGACGCAAAACUAGACACAAAGACCAAACUCUACCAACUCAACGAACUAGCCGACCUCUACAACUGCAACAACGUCUUCUUCUUCGAAGCCCGCAAAGGCAAGGAUCUCUACAUCUGGAUGAGCAAGCCCCCGAACGGACCCACCGUAAAGUUCCAUCUCCAAAACUUGCACACCAUGGAAGAACUCCACUUUACUGGAAACUGCUUGAAGGGAUCAAGACCUGUAUUGUCCUUCGAUGCCACAUUCGACUCGGCGCCGCAUUUGAAGUUGAUCAAGGAAUUGUUGACCCAGACCUUUGGCGUGCCCAAGGGUGCAAGAAAGACCAAACCCUUCGUCGACCACGUAAUGGCCUUCACAGUCGCCGACAACAAAGUCUGGACCCGCGUCUACCAAAUCAACGAAACCGAAGCCGGCAAAACCUCCGCCAUCCCAGAGCAAGGCCUCCCCAUGCCCUCCGCUACCGAAGUCACAUCGGCAAAGGGCAAGAAGGAUUCAGAGACCAAACUCAACUUGGUAGAGAUUGGUCCCAGAUUCGUCCUCACCCCCAUCAUCAUCCAAGAAGGCAGUUUCGGUGGCCCCAUCAUUUACGAGAACAAGGAGUUUGUUUCUCCCAACCAAGUCAGACGUGAGGUCCGCGUCGCUCGUAGCGCCAAAUACAACAACCGCGCCGAAGCAGUCAUUGAGCGCAAGGCCAAGAAGGGUGACCUCGGCCUUACCACUUCCGGUGGAAAGACAAAGGAGGUCGACGAGCUGGACGAGAAGAUGUUGUUCGCAUAAGGCACGCGGUGAUCGCGGAGAAGCUGGCAAGGAAGCAAGGAGAAAAGAGACUUUCAAAGCAUGCAAUGGCGUUAUUUCGAAUGGGACAACAAAAUGGCGUUUACACUUUGUCGAGAAACUUGUGGAGACUUUGGUAUAUAAGAGAGGUUUUUUUUAGAUUCGAUACCCUUUUCUGGGCAAAGAGCAAAAGAGUGUGCUGUAUGACAGCUCUGUACCACAACCUCCUUGAUGAGUGUUUUUUAGUCUAGUUGGUAAACAGUGAUAUGUGCUGACAAACUGUCUUUCCGAACUCGACUAAACAAGACGUGUCACUUCU
Messenger RNA from Aureobasidium pullulans EXF-150, 1270 nucleotides. RefSeq names its product ribosome biogenesis protein-like protein Brx1. Gene Ontology annotation, molecular function: rRNA binding. Bases 1 to 954 code for a protein of 317 amino acids. NCBI's taxonomy places the organism in Eukaryota, Fungi, Ascomycota, Dothideomycetes, Dothideales, Saccotheciaceae. Gene Ontology annotation, biological process: rRNA processing; ribosomal large subunit assembly. The transcript has 2 exons. The record is from RefSeq and is a predicted model, not a curated record. Gene Ontology annotation, cellular component: nucleolus.